Messenger RNA from Drosophila albomicans, 5075 nucleotides. RefSeq names its product serine/threonine-protein kinase Genghis Khan (gene gek). The record is from RefSeq and is a predicted model, not a curated record. Gene Ontology annotation, biological process: peptidyl-threonine phosphorylation; actomyosin structure organization. Gene Ontology annotation, cellular component: cytoplasm; cytoskeleton. The coding region runs from base 99 to 5018 and encodes 1639 amino acids. Gene Ontology annotation, molecular function: protein serine/threonine kinase activity; ATP binding. Lineage: Eukaryota; Metazoa; Arthropoda; Insecta; Diptera; Drosophilidae. The transcript has 11 exons.
GUCACGCUGAGUAUAAGUCGGCUUUUACAUUGUUUUUCAAUCCACAUUGUUUUAUAUCCACGAAGAUAUGUUCACUCGAAAUAACUAAUAUUUAUAAAAUGGAUUAUGAAAGCUCAUUGCCUGAGCUCGGUGACCUAAUGGCGCUGAGCUGUAAUGAGAGGCUUGAGCUGCUGGAGUCACUUUUAAGUGAGCCAGACGGCGACAAGAAAUUGAAUCAAAGCCUCAAUUUGGAAGACAAUUUCAAGGGUCAUCAGUUUUCCAUGGAUGCAUUAUUGGAUACAUUUAUCUUGCUCUACGAUGAGUGCAGUAAUUCAUCCUUGCGUCGCGAGAAAAGUGUAUCCGACUUUCUUAAGCUUGCAAAGCCUUUCGUGCACAUUGUAAGGAAGCUGCGGCUAACGCGUGAGGAUUUCGAAAUAUUGAAAAUAAUUGGUCGUGGCGCCUUUGGUGAAGUUUGCGUGGUACGCAUGCUUUCAUCCGAGAAUAUUUUCGCCAUGAAAAUAUUGAACAAGUGGGAAAUGCUGAAGCGUGCAGAGACGGCUUGUUUUCGUGAAGAAAGAGAUGUGUUAGUGCUUGGCGAUCGCCAGUGGAUUACAAAUUUGCAUUAUGCGUUUCAGGAUAAUAUCAAUUUGUACCUGGUUAUGGACUAUUACUGCGGCGGCGACUUGCUGACACUCUUGAGCAAAUUCGAAGAUAAACUGCCCGAAGACAUGGCCAAGUUUUACAUCACCGAAAUGAUAUUGGCCGUGAAUAGCAUUCAUCAACUGAAGUAUGUGCAUCGAGACAUCAAGCCAGACAAUGUGCUCUUGGAUAAAAGAGGACAUGUGCGUUUGGCUGACUUUGGUUCGUGCUUACGACUGGACAAAGACGGCACAGUCCAAUCGAAUGUCGCCGUGGGCACACCCGAUUACAUAUCCCCCGAAAUACUGCGUGCCAUGGAGGAUGGCAAGGGGCGUUAUGGCACCGAAUGCGAUUGGUGGUCACUUGGCGUGUGCAUGUAUGAAAUGCUGUAUGGCGAAACGCCAUUCUACGCGGAGAGCCUGGUUGAAACCUAUGGCAAGAUUAUGAAUCAUCAGAAUUGCUUUAAUCUGCCACCAGCUGAAAGUCAACAAAGCAAAUUAUCCGAUGCCUCGAAAGAUUUACUGUGUAAACUUAUAUGCAUACCAGAGCAACGACUGGGUCAGAAGGGUUUGCAUGACUUUAUGACGCAUCCGUGGUUUGAAGGCAUCGAUUGGAAGAAUAUACGUAAUGGCCUUGCACCUUAUAUCCCCGAAGUGUCCAGUCCAACGGACACAUCGAAUUUUGAUGUGGAUGACAAUGAUGUCAGGUUAACCGACACCAUCCCACCAUCGGCGAAUCCAGCAUUUUCCGGAUUUCAUUUGCCUUUUAUUGGCUUUACAUUCUCACAAAAUGGCUACUCGACAGACUCGCGGAAAUUUGAUCAAUCCAAAACAUCGGGUUUUGGCGAUACCCUUGAAAGUUCUAUGCUGUGCAGUGAACUAUCCAAAGAUUCCGAUAGCUCGAAUGAAUUGCUGAACAAACAAUUGAAAGCAUUAAACGAACAACUGUUGCAAUCGAAGCACGACAAAAGCGAUCUAACUGCGAAAUACAAUGAGGUUUUGGAACGUCUAAAAACACAAGAUGCUGAACUCAAAGAAGCAAUCUCACAGCGCAAUGGUGCAAUGAUGGAGUACUCGGAGGUGACCGAAAAAUUGACCGAGCUGCGCAACCAAAAACAGAAAUUGUCGCGACAAGUGCGCGAUAAAGAGGAGGAGCUCGAUGCGGCAAUACAGAAGAAUGAUAGCUUACGAAACGAAUUGCGCAAGUCGGAUAAAACACGUCGAGAGCUUGAAUUACAUAUUGAAGAUGCCGUCAACGAAGCAUCAAAGGAGAAGAAAAUUCGGGAGCAUGCCGAAGAAUGUUGCCGCAAGUUGCAGAGCGACUUUCGCAAGUCGGUGCCAAAUGUGGACACAACGGCACCAAUGGGUUCGGGCAUUGCAGGCUAUGAAAUCGAAAGAAUUGAAUUGCAAUAUGCUGAGAAAUUGAAUCAUCAACAGGCACGUCACAAUAUGGAACUGGAAGCGCUGCGAGAUCAGCUCCAUGAGAUGGAAACAGCGAACGCUAUGCUGUCGAAGGAGUUGCAGCAAACGCAUGAGAAAUUAAAGACUACGUCCAUUGAUUCAAUGGCGGAAUCAGCUGAAACGAUUUUGGAAUUCCAAAAGCGUUACGAUUUGGAAAAAUCAACAUGGGUUGAGGAGAAUCAACGAUUAAGUGCAGAGGUUAAUUUGAAAUCAAAGAAUCUGCGUGACUUGCAAACGGAGGAAGUGGAAAUACUGAAAGAGUUGCAAGUGAAACGCGAAGCCAUAAAUCAUUGGGAGCUGCAAAUGGCCGAGAUUAUUCAAUGGGUAUCCGACGAACGAGAUGCUCGCAGUUAUCUACAAGCGCUGGCCACCAAGAUGACAGAAGAAAUCGAAUACCUCAAACACGUCGGCACAUUUAAUAAUAACGCGGUUGAUCACAAGAAUUGGCGCAAUCGUCGAUCGCAAAAGCUUGAUAAAAUGGAACUGCUUAAUCUGCAAAGUGCGCUGCAACGCGAAAUCCAAGCUAAGGCAUUUAUAGCUGAAGAAUUAAGUCAAACGAGAGCUGAACUGAUUUCCACGCAAAAGGAAGCUUGUGAUUAUAAGAAGCGUUGUGAAUCGGUUGUAUACGAUUUGAAGAAAAAGGAAAAUGAGCUAAGGGAUUUGCAGAAGGCCGAUCUCGAUUAUUCGGAAUCAUUUUUGCAUAAAUCUUCGCAUCACAAUAACGCCUUCUUUAAGGAUAUCUCCAUUAACACAGAUGCCAUCGAUGCGACUGAAUCUUAUGUGAAUGAUGGCAGGGACAAUAUUUCGACGUCAUCGAACCUGUUUCAAUCAUCUAACGCGGGCAUGCUUUUCAAUUACGAAUCCAAAUACGCACUUAAGGCUACCAAGGAUAAUUUAAGUAGUAAGGCAUCUACAAAUAAUGACGACAUCCGAUCGGAAAGUAGCUUAAAUUACGAGGACACGAAGAAGAAACCUUCAGGCAAUACUUCCAUACAUCAAUUUUUGGUACGUACUUUCAGCAGUCCAACCAAGUGCAAUCACUGCACUUCGUUGAUGGUUGGCCUGACCAGACAGGGCGUCGUUUGUGAAAUUUGUGGCUUCGCCUGUCACACUGUCUGCUGCCAAAGAGUGCCGACCAUGUGCCCAGUUCCUAUGGAUCAAACAAAGCGACCGUUGGGCAUUGAUCCUACGCGAGGAAUUGGCACUGCAUACGAAGGCUACGUGAAGGUGCCCAAGUCGGGUGUUAUCAAACGAGGAUGGAUUCGUCAAUUUGUUGUCGUCUGCGACUUUAAACUAUUUCUGUAUGACAUCUCAACGGAUCGUUGCGCGUUACCAAGCGUCAGUGUCUCACAGGUCUUGGAUAUGCGAGAUCCCGAAUUCUCUGUUGGCAGCGUCCGCGAAAGUGAUGUAAUACAUGCAGCCAAAAAAGAUGUUCCAUGCAUUUUUAAGAUCAAAACAGCGCUCAUUGAAAGUGGAAUCUCAUUAAAUACGCUGAUGUUGGCGGAUAACGAAUCUGAAAAAUCCAAAUGGGUUAUUGCCUUGGGCGAACUACAUCGAAUAUUGAAACGAAAUAAUUUACCAAAUACGGCCAUUUAUAAAGUCAAUGAGAUCUUGGAUAACACAUUAUCCAUAAUACGUAACGCUCUAUGCUCGGUCAUCACAUAUCCCAAUCAAAUUCUGUUGGGAACAGAAGAUGGAUUAUUUUAUUUGAAUCUGGAUCAGUAUGAAAUUGCUCGAAUUGGUGAAACGAAGAAAAUCCUUCAAUUGUGGUAUAUUGAAGAGGAGCAGAUAAUUGUCAUUUUGUGUGGUAAACAACGUCAUUUGAGACUGCUUCCCAUAAGAGCAUUGGAGGCCAGUGAUGUUGAAUGGAUUAAAGUCGUAGAGUCUAAAAAUUGCAUUUCCGCGUGUACCGGCAUCAUUCGCCGUUACCCCAGCAUUGUUUAUUCAUUUAUCAUUGCUUUGAAGCGCCCCAAUAAUCAUACACAAAUUAUUGUUUACGAAAUUAAUCGAACACGUACAAGGCACCAGAAGACAUGCGAGUUCACAAUUGGUUAUUUAGCUCAACACGUUCAAAUACUAUCCGAUAUGCGCCUUGUGGUCGCUCACCAAAGCGGGUUUACAGCUUACUUCCUGCGGGGAGAAGCAACUGCAAUGUCUUUGGUUCACCCGGAGAAUCAGUUGUGCGCGUUUCUUAAUUAUUCUGGCGUUGAUGCAGUCAGAGUAAUUGAAAUAUUAAGUCCAACUGGUGGCACUUUUGGCGAAUACCUCUUAGUAUUUCAAACCCUCGCUAUAUAUGUGGAUCUACAAGGACGCAAAUCGCGUGACAGGGAAAUCAUGUAUCCAGCUUUCCCUACAUAUAUAACUUAUUCUGAUGGCCAUUUAUUGGUUUUCUCGGAGACUCAUUUGGAUAUCUUUAACACACAAACAUCUGAAUGGGUGCAAUCAAUUGGUAUCAAGCAGUCACUUCCACUGAACAACGUUGGCAACGUUGUCUUGACAUCUAUUAACGACACACCUUUGAUCGUUUACUUGGCUAAUAUUCAUACAAAGGGUCUUCUACAACAUCGCGAUAGUGACCGCAAGGGAGUCAGCAAUAUCAAACGUAGAUUCUCUAUCAGAGAAAUAAAUAAAACAGUAAAAAGUGAUCGGAGAUCAAAGAUGAUAUCAGCACCAUCAAACUUUAACCAUAUUUCGCAUAUGGGUCCUGGAGACGGUAUUCAAAAUCAACGUUUACUGGAUUUGCCAACAACUUUGGAGACAGCGGAGCACACUAAUAAGCAACUCAUAUCUUCAUUAAAUUCCGUUAACCAAUUGAGAAAAUCGAAUUUUCUGGAUCAAACUGAUGGUAACUCUGAGGAUUUUGGCAAUGACAAUAUACCCUCCAGGACUCCCAGCCCAAUGGGGGCGUUACUUUUUGACGAUCUUAACAAUAUAGAUUAACUUGUAAUACUCAUAUUUAUUCAACCCAUUUUCGAAUAAAAAUUUGUCAAAUUAUAA